AUUGGACUAGGCCUUGAGAGCAGGUUUCAUAUAGGGUGUAUAACUGUAUAUACACCCAUAGACCAAAAGUUCCCCUCCCACAUCAGGCCGAUUGCGAAGAGAGAGAGAGGGGAGAGACAUGGAACAGUCAACAGUGAAAUGAGGAACCUAAUGGAUGCCCGAUGGGGGCUGAAGGAGAGGAGGAAGCGGGAGGAGGAAACCUACAAUGGCCAAGACGAUCAAAGACCAGGCACCCCUGCCGGCCGGUGUAGACGAGCGAUCCUUUGCCAUGGCAUUGUCUGCGAAGCAUAUUUCCAUAGCGCAAGGUGCUGAACGGGAAAUGAGCAUCAAGUGGGGAAUAAACUAUGUCUCCGAGGUUCAGCAUUGACCAGCCCUUCUUCGUUGUCGCCGCCUGAUUUGCAAUCAGCACUUUCAUGUCUCCCGUUCCCCAUGUUCCACCAUCGCCAUGGCUGUGGCUGGCCCCUUCUCCUCCUCCUCCUGGGUUUCCCCUUUGACGAAUCUUCUCUCUUGCGCGGAGAAGCAGCGGCCGCCGGUAGCCAUAGGGUCGUCCUCUACCCGGAGUCCGCGACGGUCUCGUCCAUCGUGAGCAGCAAGUACAGGACCGCCUUCCAUUUCCAGCCCCCCAAGAACUGGAUCAACGAUCCAAAUGGACCUCUGUACUACAAGGGCUUGUACCAUCUCUUCUACCAGUACAACCCCGGCAGCGUUGUCCCAGGCAACAAGACCUGGGCUCACUCUGUCUCCACCGACCUCGUCAACUGGCUCCGGCUCGAGACGGCAUUGGACCGGACCGAGCCCUACGAUGCCAAGGGCUGCUGGUCCGGCUCAGUCACUGUCCUCGCCGAUGGCCGGCCAGCCAUCCUCUACACCGGCGCAGACGACGUGAAGAACCAAGCCCAAUGCAUCGCCUUCCCCAGUAACAGCUCCGACCCGUAUCUCAGGGAAUGGACCAAGCCCAGCAGCAACCCGGUGAUCCGUCCGGACGGGCCGGGCCUGAACCCAAGACAGUUCAGGGACCCGACGACCGGGUGGACCGGGCCGGACGGGCAGUGGAGGAUAGCAGUUGGGGCCGAGCUGGACGGCUACAGUGCGGCACUCUUGUACAAGAGUGAGGACUUUGUGAGUUGGAGCAGGGUUGAUCACCCGCUCUACUCCUCCAACUCAUCCACCAUGUGGGAGUGCCCCGACUUCUUCGCGGCGCUGCCUGGCAACACCAGCGGACUGGACCUCUCCGCGGCGACCCCGAGUGGCGCCAAGCAUGUCCUCAAGAUGAGCCUAGAUUCCUGUGACAAGUACAUGGUUGGGGUAUAUGAUCUGGAAGCCGAUAAGUUUGCGCCGGAUAAUGUCGUGGACGAUAGGCGUCUGUGGCUGAGGAUCGACUACGGCAAUUACUUCGCGUCAAAGUCAUUCUUCGACGCAAAAAAGGGGAGGAGGAUCAUAUGGGGCUGGGCUAAUGAGUCGGAUAGUUCGUCGGAUGAUGCCGCAAAAGGUUGGGCUGGGAUCCAGGCAAUCCCCAGGACAAUAUGGUUAGAUAGCGAUGGUAAUCAGUUGCUGCAAUGGCCCGUUGAAGAGAUCGAGUCCCUUCGAAGAAACGAAAUUAGUCAUCAAGGAAUAGAGCUGAAAAAGGGUGACAUGUUUGAAAUUAAGGGGACUGAUACUUUGCAGGCGGAUGUGGAGAUAGAGUUUGAGCCAGGAACCAUGGAUGAAGCUGAUGCUUUUGAUCCUUCCUGGCUCUUGGACACGGAGAAGCAUUGCAGGGAAGCAGAUGCAUCAGCUCCUGGUGGCCUGGGGCCAUUUGGGCUUGUGGUUCUAGCCUCUGAUGACAUGGAGGAGCACACUGCCGUGCAUUUCAGAGUCUACAAAUCAAAGCACAAGCACGUGAUUCUUAUGUGCUCUGACCUAAGAAGGUCGUCCCUGAGAUCAGGGCUGUACACGCCGGCCUAUGGAGGCUUCUUCGAAUUUGACAUUGAAAAGGAAAGGAAGAUAUCUUUGAGAACAUUGAUCGAUCGUUCUGCAGUGGAGAGCUUUGGUGGUGGCGGCAGGGUCUGCAUCAUGGCUAGGGUCUACCCGGUUGCGCUGGUCGACGACAGAGGCGCUCGUAUGUAUGCUUUUAACAAUGGCACGACCACGGUCAUGGUGUCACAGCUCAAGGCAUGGAGCAUGAGAAGGGCACAUAUGAAUGUGAAGAAGGGAUGAAGUACUUGCCCAACAGAGCAAAGGCUAAUAGGCAGUGGUGCGAAAAUGUUACUUGAUUAAUGUGCAUUGCAUGAAGCAGAGUGGAAUGUGGACUACUUGCUACUACCUCCAUAAAUGUAUUUAGGAAUGGAGGUAGUAGUUACUAGUCAUAUUGUUAUGGUGCAAAAAUAUGGUUGCGUGCAUUGCAUGAAGCAGAGGCUGGGAGGAUGAUCUUUUCAUUGUCUAAAAAAAUCAUGUGAAGAAACAAUUGUACUUGUUCUGUUGUCAAAUCUGCAAAGGCGUUCUUACGCUCUAGCACUGGUGCUAGGCAUUUAUA
Messenger RNA from Triticum urartu, 2512 nucleotides. RefSeq names its product beta-fructofuranosidase, insoluble isoenzyme 4. NCBI's taxonomy places the organism in Eukaryota, Viridiplantae, Streptophyta, Magnoliopsida, Poales, Poaceae. The record is from RefSeq and is a predicted model, not a curated record. Gene Ontology annotation, molecular function: hydrolase activity, hydrolyzing O-glycosyl compounds. Gene Ontology annotation, biological process: carbohydrate metabolic process.